AUGGCGGCGAGUCCGUCAGCGACAGCGGCGGCGGAGGCGAUGGGGCGCUCCGCGCCGGCGCCGUCAGUCGCCUUCAAUCUCAACGCGCUCGCCGUGCCCGACGCUGCAGCGCUGCCGCUGCCAGGUUCGCUGCAGAUUGCCUCGCGAGGUGAAUCCAACUUCAACGGCUUCGCCUGCUCCACCUCGCCCGCCCUUGCCUCCGCUAGAAGCGCCGAAACAACCGGGGAGCCGCCUUCGAGCGCGCGUCCCCCCGGGUCUGUGCCCCCCGUGCAGUCCACCGCCGUCCCCUCGCGCCUUCCGCCCGUCUGGCCAGCCGCUGCCGUGGCGCGCGCUCAGCUUGGCGCGCUGGUCGCGUCGUCCCUCCCUGCCAUGGCCUUCCCCGCCACGGCCACGCCUGGCGCACCCAACGCCACGCCCGGUAGUGCGAGCUUGCCGCUGCUGCCACACGCGCCCGCUUCCUCGGGCGCUCAUCGCGCCGUCGCCCCGCCAGCGCACCGGGUCGUCCACACCGCGCUCGCACUUCCACCCGCCCAACCCUCACCGCCUCUCGCCUCCCCCACUGCCACACCCUCCCCCACUGCCACAAUCGCCUCAGUCACCAGGCAACCGCACACACACUCGCUCGCCGCUGCAGCUACCGCCGGUUGCUCCCCCGCGCCCUCGCACCUCCCGUUGCACGCCCUGGCCACGCCGCCUCCACCGCCUGCUCCCCCUCCGUCUCCCCCCUGCCGCGCUGGCCCAGCGCAGGCGAUGCUCCGUGCCGUGGGGGUGGCCCAGACAAGCGCGGCGGGCGAAAGGGGCAGCAAGGGGGCGCACGCGGCAAGGGGAGGGGCAGAGCCAGUUGCAGGCGCGGAGGGGGGAUGCGAGGGAGAUGCGGCGGUGCAGGGUGAAGCGGUGCAUGGGAGGCCGAUCCCCUCGGCAGCGAGGCGAGGAGGCGAGGGCGUGGCGAUGGUGGCACACGGGGAUGGCCCAUGGCACCACGUACAAGCACCGGGAGAAGCCGAGGGCGAAGCAGGAGAGGGAAAGGUAGGAGAAGGGGAGGCGCAGGGGCGAGGAGGUGCGGGCAGCAGGCAGUCCAGUGCGCGGGUGCUCUCCCCCAGGGCGCGGCCUCGCCCUGCGCUGCACACGUGGGCAGCGCCGCCCCUCACGGCCGUGCAUGCAGCACUGCCCCGCUCCACGGGCGCCGCGCCCAGCAGCAGAGGUGGCACGGCAGUGGGGGACGAGGAGCAGCGGGCGGUUGGUUCUACGGGCGACGCACAGUGCGUGGCAGCGCCACAGCCCCAUGCGCCUGCACCUGCUGCCACUGCUGCCGCACUGGCUGUGCCUGUGCCGUGUGCAGCAGCAGGUGUGGUGGGGGGCGAGACACGCCCCAGCCAUUGUGCGGGUGCAGGUGGUGCGGCGCUGCAGUGCACGGGGCAGGCGAGUGUCGCAUCCGCGAAGGCAGGCGAGCGCGUGUGGGUGCAGCAGUGGGGGCAGGCGGAGGGGCAUGUGGCGCCCCAGGUGCUGGGGGGAGGCGCACUGGUGAAGGUGGGCAGCGCAGGAGGCUUUGCCACGCGCUACCUCUCACAGCCUCUGCAUGGCAGCAGCGCAGUGCAGGGCAGUCUGGCCGCUCUGGAGCGUUGCCCUGGGGGGGCUGCUGGCGGACACGGGUUGGCUCAUGCAGGCGCUGCGUGGAGGGAAGGGGCGGAUGGCGGGUGGAGGGGCAGGCUCGAUAGGCAUGGUGGGAAGCGCAAGGAGAGAGAGGGCGUGGAGGCCGAGGACGUGGGGAGGGGGGAAAGAGGGGCAGAAGGGGCAGAAGAGGAAAGGGCAGGGAUGGUGGAGAGGUGCGGCGCAGGGGGGAAGAUGAUGUGUGCGGCAGGUGGUGGCAAUGCUCGCAUGCAGCAUGGCGCCAUGGCAUACGGUGCUGCUGCUGAUCAUGCGCGGGAAGGUAUGGAGGGUGGUGGUUCUGGUGGCGGGUGUGGCGAAUGUGGUGGCAUGCCAGGGCGCGGGACAAGUGAGGGGGAGCCGGGAGGGCAGGUGCAGGUGAGGGAGCAGCAUGAGGUGGUGCGAGGGCAAGGGGAGGUGGCAGCGGAGGAGGCAGCAGAGGAGGCAGCAGAGGAGAGCAUUCUGGUGCAGCUGUUGAAGAAGCAGCUGCUCUCACUUGCUGAAGCCAUUGCCACGCAUGAUGAUAUGCGAGCGCGCUUCCUGCUGCAGCACCUGUGGCAGGAGGUGGACCCCGUGGGCUCGCCCAUGCAGCGCACCGCCUUCUACUUCCUGCGCGCUCUCUCCGCCAGAGCCACCGCCACCGCGCACCUGCUGCACACGCCCUCCAUGCCACAGGUGGGUGCGUGCCACAGGUGGGUGCGUGCCGCAGGUGGAAGCGUGCCGCAGGUGGAAGCGUGCCGCAGGUGGAAGCGUGCAUACACAGGGCGUCACGUCUCACUCUUCCACAAGCAGCUUGCACUGCACCCCUUCUCGUGCACACAUUCUCUCCUGUGCCAUGCGUCUCAUCCUUCCCGGGCUGCCUUGUCCCUCUCCCCGUCCGCGCCCCUCCGUGCCGUGUCCCUGGUCUUGUCCGUGCGCACGGUGCGCGGCGUGCAGGAGGUGGAUGACGCCCUGGCGUCGGUGCUCGCCGCCACGCCCCUGCGCCACUUCCUCUCCUGCUCCGCCACCCAUGCCCUGCACCUUGCCCUCAUGCCCGCCCUCACACACCCCCAUGUUCACCCACACGCCCUUACUGCCCACCACACUGCCCGUGCUGCUGCUACUGACGGUGUGGGGGUGGGAAUGGCAGUGAGUGAAGGACAGCGGCGUGUGGAGAGAAAAGGAACAGUGAAGGGGAUGGCGUUGCAGCAGCAGCAGGAGAGGCAGGGGAGCAGCACGGAGGAGGGCGAGGAGAGAUCUGCAGAGAAGCAGAAAGCUGAGAGGUGUGGGGAGGAGGGAAGGGCGAAAACUGUUGGUGAGGAUGAGGAAGGUGAGGGAACAGAGAGGGAGGGGAGCAUUUUUGGGGAUGAAGGCAGUGCGAGGGGCUGUGGAGGAAGCAGGUUGUGUGGCAGGGAGAAGGUGGGCGGUGGAGCAAGUGAUCCGUGCGUGGCAUGUGUGGAGGAUCCAGCAUCCCAUUCACACGGCAAGCACACGAGCGUGCACCCGCCGUGGCCGCGUGCGCCGGGUGCCCCCCUGGCAGUGCACGUGGUGGACCUGGGCCAGCACCACGCCGCUCACUGCCACGCCCUGCUCUCCGCGCUCGCUGCCUGUGCGCCGCAGCACCGCCCCGUGUCACUGCGCCUCACCCUCGUGCACCUGCUCCAUGCCCACCCCGCCUCGCCCUGCACACACCCCUUGCUGCCUCCACACCACAGCAGCAGCGCUGACACAGACUCACCUGCAUGUGCGGGCCUUGCUGCUGCUGCACCUGCCACGUCCUGUGCGGAACACGUGUGCGCGCAUGCCUCGCGCACUGCCCUACCAUCUGCGCCUCACGACACUCAAGGCCUUGGCCCCAGCCUCGCAGGCAGCGGCUGUGCUGCAGUGGAUGCUGCACGUGGACCCGUGCCCGGUGGGGCUGCACACCCCGUGCUGCCUGGUGACCCUCAUGCUGCUGCUCUGCCUGCUGCUGGCCACGAAGGCGCAGAUGGUGCUGCAGUGCGUGCGAGCAGAGGGCCACCUGGCAGGCAUGGGCUUGGCAUGGCAGCAGGUCACAGUGAGGCGGGCAGGUUGGAUGAGUGCAGCAGUGCACAGGGACAGCACACAGAUACUCAUUCCCUACAGCCCUCACCACCACUUCAGGGCUCACCACCCACACCCAGUAGCAUCGCCCCUGCUGCUGCCACUGCCGCUGCUUCUGCCAAUGCACCUGCAACACCACAGUGCUGCGUGCUGCCUGCACCUGCUCAUGCUGCUCCCACUCCUGCACUCCAUCCGCCUUCCUCUGUGCACCUGCCACACACACCUGCACCCUCCCCCGCAUUCUCUCACCCCACUCAGGCUGCACCUCUGCUGGUGCAGCAGGUGCAGGCGGCGGCGCAUGGGUUAGGCAUGCAUGUGAGCGUGCGCGCAGUGCAGGUGGGCAUGCAGGGGGUGACACGCGAGGCGCUGGGCGUGCAGGAGGGGGAGGUGCUGGUGGUGCGCGCUGCCCUGCUGCUGCAGCAGCUGUGCGAUGCCUCCGUCAUCCGAGCCAACCCCCGUGACUCACUGCUUCAGGCCAUCCACUCUCUACGGCCACUACUGGUGACAGUGACGGAGCAGGAGGUGGGGCUCAACUCGCCCUUCUUCCUCAGCCGCUUCCGGGAAGCCCUGGAGCACUACUCAGCAUGGUUUGACUGCCUGCACGCGCCCACGUGCCCGGCGUCGCAGGUGCAGCGCGGGGUGCUGGAGGCGCAGGUGCUGGGGGCGGGCAUCAGCAACAUCGUGGCCAGCGAGGGCAUCCACCGCCGCAUGCGCCCUGAGCCUCUGCACGCGUGGCACACCCGUGCUAUGCGCCUGGGCUUUGAUGUGGUGCCCAUCAGUGGGGACGUGCUCAAACCCAUGGCAACUGCCAUGGACACCAGCAGCGAGGGCCUUCAAGUCCUGUUGAGCCGAGGCGCAGCUGUGCUCGUGUGGAAGGGCUGUCCCUUGCUUUCAACAUUUGUCUUGAAACCAAGUGAGGGAGCAACUGCAUCUUCGACAUGA
Molecule: messenger RNA, 4647 nt
Organism: Closterium sp. Naga37s-1
Lineage: Eukaryota; Viridiplantae; Streptophyta; Zygnematophyceae; Desmidiales; Closteriaceae
Source: the annotation of a GenBank genome assembly